Penicillium verhagenii is the source of this 666-nucleotide messenger RNA. RefSeq lists its product as uncharacterized. The transcript is spliced from 3 exons. Lineage: Eukaryota; Fungi; Ascomycota; Eurotiomycetes; Eurotiales; Aspergillaceae. The record is from RefSeq and is a predicted model, not a curated record. The coding region runs from base 1 to 666 and encodes 221 amino acids.
AUGCCGUCUGAUCUUCAACACCUGUCGGCAACCUCAUACGCUCAGUCUGGCUUCUCAAAUCGCAUGGGGUGGGGCAAAAGACCCGCAUUGCUUAUAAUCGAUGUAUGCAAAGCCUACUGGACAGAGGGAUCGCCUCUUUCACUCCUAGGAAACCCAGCCGCAGAAUCAGCCCCGGAAUCGAUGAGACAUUUACUAUCGGCUGCGAGAGAAGGGGAAGUCCCCGUCGUCUGGAGUGAAGUGAAAUACUCAAGACCAGAUAUGAGCGAUGCCGGAUUGUUCUGGCUAAAGGCCAAGCCUCUAGAUGUGUGGUUGGAGGGCGAUAAGAGGGGACUUGCGGAUUACGUGGAUGGCCUUGAGCCAGCUAUACAUGACACUGUUGUUGUGAAAAAGUAUGCGAGCGCGUUCUUUGGGACGACUUUGGCUACUGAGCUUCAGACACUCAAUGUUGAUACACUGGUUAUUUGCGGAGUGAGUACGUCGGGUUGCGUGAGGGCAACCACGCUCGAUGCAAUGCAGCACGGCUUCAGGCCUAUGAAGGUUGUGGGCUCUGCUUGUGGAGAUCGCACACCCGAAAUUCAGAACGGGAAUCUAUUCGACCUCGACGCAAAAUACGCGGACGUUGUAUCAGAACAAGAAGCGAUGGAACAUCUUAGAAAGAAAUGGUGA